This is a messenger RNA of Micromonas pusilla CCMP1545, 1190 nucleotides long. RefSeq names its product mitochondrial carrier family. The record is from RefSeq and is a predicted model, not a curated record. Gene Ontology annotation, biological process: transport. The transcript has 5 exons. The coding region runs from base 178 to 1086 and encodes 302 amino acids. Gene Ontology annotation, molecular function: transmembrane transporter activity. NCBI's taxonomy places the organism in Eukaryota, Viridiplantae, Chlorophyta, Mamiellophyceae, Mamiellales, Mamiellaceae.
CGCGCGCUCCUCUCCCGCGUCGCGCCCGUCGUCGUCGUCGCGCCCGUCGUCGUCGUCGCCGUUGUCGGUCCCGUCGCCGUCGCCGUCGCCGUCCUCGAGCGACCGCGCGUCGACCGACCGAUCGAUCCCUCCGCGCUUCGUUCAGUUCCCUCCGACGCGGUCUGUCUGUCGAGAUCGAUGUUUACAUCUUCCGACGCGCUCUCGCCGCUUCGGACGGCGACGCCGUUCGCGGCGAGCGCGAUCGAGGGAAAGCGACGCCGCGCGACGCUCUCGGACGCGGAGAACCUCGCCGUCGGCGCGUUCGGGGGCAUUGUCGAGACGUGCGUGCAGAUGCCGCUCAUCACGUUCAAGAUUUGCGUCCAGAGCGGGAAACCGCUCCCGUCCAACGUCGCGGGUUGGUACCGCGGCGUCGUCGCCGCGGCGGCGCCCAUCGCGCCCAUCACCGCGAUUCAAGUCGCGGUCAACGGCGCGAUCGAGCGCUCCGUCACCGGCGGCGUGCGAGACGCGUCCUCGGUCGAGCGCAUCGGCGUCGCGAUGGCCGCGGGCGCGACGUCGUCGAUCCUCUACUCCCCGGUGGACCUCAUCGUCAUCCAGCAGCAGAAGCGCGGGCUCGACUCGGCGGCGGCGACGAUCAAAGCGAUCGCGUCCGAGCACGGCGCGCUCGCGCUGUGUCGCGGGCUGUCCGCGUGCGUCGUCCGCGAGGCAAUCUACACCGCGGGGUACCUCGGACUCGCGCCCAUCGCGACGGAGUCGCUCGUGAAGAGCGUCGACUACUUCAAGGAGAACGAGCUGACGGCGUCCAUCGUCGGGAGCUGCGUCGGCGGCACCGUCGCCGCGGUGUUGACGCACCCGGUGGACACGGCGAAGACGUGCGUGCAGAGCGACAUGGCGGGCGGGACGUAUCCCAACGCGCGCUCCGCGCUGAUGUCGGUGUACAACGCGAAGGGGAUCAAGGCGUUGUACGGCGGAGGCCUGGCGAGGACGGCGAGGCUGUGCGGCGCGUUCUUCAUCAUCAACACGAUUAGGGAUAGGGUGGUGACGUGGAAGACGGAUCGCGAGGAGGCCGCAGCCGCGGGGGGGGCGUGACGAGCCCGGCGGAGAAGAGAAGAGAGAAGAGAAGAGAAGAGAAGGAGGGAGGGAGGAAGGAAGCGCGCGGUUGUAUACGUAUACAAUGCAUUGAAUCUUUGAUU